Molecule: messenger RNA, 2375 nt
Organism: Sardina pilchardus (European sardine)
Lineage: Eukaryota; Metazoa; Chordata; Actinopteri; Clupeiformes; Clupeidae
Product: tRNA (32-2'-O)-methyltransferase regulator THADA-like
Exons: 14
Coding region: 40-2370 (776 amino acids)
Biological process (GO): tRNA methylation
Cellular component (GO): cytosol
Source: RefSeq, a predicted model, not a curated record
CUCGUUUGAAAUGUGUUAAGUUAGUCAUCCCAUGUUGAAAUGGAUACACAUUGUGAUACUCCUGAACUAAGACAGGACCUCUCAUCACCUCAUAUUGACAUUCUGGAGCUUCUUCUCGGCAAACUAACAGAAUGCAGAAGGGGCUCCCUGAAACGCUGCAAAGAGCGUUCGCUCCAGGAAGCUUUCAAACUUCUCAAAGAAAGAGUUCGGUUGGAGUCUUUGGAGAGGUCGCAGCUUCUCUCACUCGUGAAACUUCUUGUUGCUGUUCAGAUGGAAGCGGUUAACAUUCCUGUGCUUUGUCGAAAACUUGACCAGAUGGUCCAGUUCAUUGGUGAAAUGAAUUCAGAUAUUGUUUAUGAAGAGAUUCACCAACACAUUAAUACCUUAAUACACAGCGAUCAGAUUAUGUCAAUUGGGGAUCUCCAGUUAGUGUCUAUGUUCCUGGAGAGUAGCACUCUUGGCCUAGGAAUUUUAAGACGAGAGAUCCAUUGUCUACUUGCUAAAGUUGCUGAAGUCUUUGUGUCUUCUCAAGAAGACAAUGUUUUGAGAAAUGAAGGUUUAUGUUACCAGGCUGUCAAGGUGUGUCUUCAGAUUUUUCAGUUGUUGCCCAAAGAAGUGUCAUCUAUGGUGUUUGGGACAGAACAAGCGAACCCAGUUUUGACCAGCAUUUUGGGGUUUCUCAUGGACAUCAUUCUUGGAUGGAGUGUCAACAAAGACACACGACUUUUGGCAGGCACUGCAGUGGCCAUGCUUAUUAACACUGCUCCAGAGGAAAAAGUUGGAAGGAUGGCUGCAUGGUCCCUCCUUCAGUUCACUAGACCAGAACCCUGGAAACUGACCCUGGGAGAACUUCAGGUAGAGUGUCAUUGCAGAACGAAGGAUAGAUGGGAGAGACUGGCUUUGAGCCGAGGUUUACUGACUGCCUGCAGAAAGGACAUUCUUGCCUUGCCUUACCUUGAUCCCAACAGGACUUGCCUUCUCUUGGAUAUGUUCCCUGUUGUUUCUGCUCUCUGUGAAGAGUCAUUAGAAGAUCACUACUAUGCAUUCCAAGUGUUUACCCUUUGGCUAAAAUGCCUAAAAGAGUGUCAGCCAUCUACAUGGGAGAUGGGCAAUGUGCCACUACUUGGACAAGGCUCAAGUCUUCAGCGCCAAGUCAUUGAAAUCAUAUGGAAAAAUGCACAGAGUCCAAUUGAGGGGAUCACCGACUCUGCUCGCAAUGCUCUGUGUCUAUUUCUGGAAAUGUAUGAAUUGGAUUGUCAACAUCAUGGUGAUGUUGAUAGGGUACUCUACUUGGAAAUGCUGCAUCGUAGUAUUGAGUUGCCUUGGGAGACCAAAGCCAAGUACUUGUUCCUCUGUGUUCUCCUGCCAUACUUUGGCUCUGAAGUGGUUUUAAAAAGUUAUUUUGAGUUUCCUGCUCAUCUCUUGAAAUGCCUCUCCACCAAUCAACUUUCUUCAUGUGCAUCUGAAUUCUAUAAAUUACUCAUUCAAGAGCUACGGAAAGAGUUAUGCAAAAAACAGGCGUCACCACCUUCAGAAUUUGAACUAGCCUCUACAUGGAGUAAAUAUUGGCAAGAAACUCUCCUGGAGGCAUUGACCUCAGAUGUGAAACUCUUGCAGACCAACGCAGUCAGCCACCUUCUACCCUGGACUCUGCGUACAUUUCCAUCUGCUCCAAUGAUGCUGUUGGAUUUUCUGGACCCCACUUCACAGGGGCAUCUUAAAGCAUGGACCUGUAUUAUGAGCACACACAGAGCCACCUGCGGAGAGUCUUUUUGGAUAUCUAAGGAAAGCCAUGCAUUUAAAACUUUGCAGAAUGCCCUGACUUGUCAUGAUGAUGGUGUUCGUUUGGCUGCUUUCAACUUGCUGUGCUGUAGUUCAAAAUCCAAGGAAAUGCCAAAUGAAUUGGAGUUCUCAGCGAUGAGGCAAUUUAUCCCUCUCAAUCUGAAUAGUGAGGCACCCCCUUUUCGGCAGCAAUUUUACUCUGCUGUGAAGAAGUUUCUCUGCAGAGUUAGAGACACUUGUUUAGCUAUAGUGCUAAAAACCAAGAGCAAGAUGGGCUUUUCUCCAGAGGACGAGAACACACUCUGCAAAGGCGUUGAGUUUGUGGAUUGGGUAGCAGAACUUGCCUUCCACUACUUAAAUCCUGGAAGCAAGUACCAGAGAAAGAAGACUGUUCUGUUACUGUUGUCUGCAGUGUUAGAGACUUGCUCUGACACCUGGAGCCCUGAAAAGAAAAAAGGGCAGCCGCCAGCAAAUAUAUCCAAUCUAAUCACUUGGGCCAGGUCAAAGGGAGGAUGGGACUUUUUUUCCAAGUCAAAACAACUGGCUCUUAUCAACUGUUUGGAGGACAUGACAAAUGAGUUAAGUUAAUAUCU